GUCGCGGAGCUCCGCGCGGGCCAGCAUGGAGGAGCAGGUCGGUUCCGAGCCGGCUCCUGGUGGCGGUGGCGGCGCGGACCCUGGAGGCGGUGGCGGGGGUGGCGACGGCGGCGCUCCCCCGUGGGCCCCCGAGGACGCCUGGAUGGCCACGCACCCUAAGUACUUAGAAAUGAUGGAACUAGACAUAGGAGAUGCCACUCAAGUAUACAUUGCAUUCUUGGUUUACCUGGAUCUCAUGGAGAGUAAAAGUUGGCAUGAAGUGAAUUGUGUGGGAUUACCAGAACUGCAGCUCAUCUGUCUAGUCGGUACUGAGGUAGAAGGGGAAGGGUUACAGACGGUGGUGCCUACUCCAGUCUCGGCUUCUCUCAGCCAUCACAGGAUUAGGGAAAUCCUGAAGGCAUCUCGAAAACUGCAAGGCGAUCCAGAUCUGCCGAUGUCGUUUACCUUGGCCAUAGUGGAGUCUGACUCAACAAUAGUCUAUUACAAGCUCACGGAUGGAUUUAUGCUGCCAGACCCACAGAAUAUUUCCCUUAGAAGAUGACAUCUUUGCUUGUCAAUGCCUUGUGCUCACAAAAGAUUGGAUUUGAGACCCAUCAGCCUGCUCUAGUUUUUAAUCUCAAGAUAAUCAGGGUAAAUAUAGCUUGUCCGUCUCAUACGUUUUCUUUCUGGAAAAAAUUCUCCCAGAUAAAAGCAUCUGUAUUGUCAGAAACAAAGAGUAGUUGCGGUAGAGUGUUCUUACUGGGGAUAGUCUGCAUUUGUAUGCAAGAUAUGGCAGGUUGUAUCAAGAGGAGACAAUUCAUGUGCUGCCUCUGUCGUCACAUGCAUAGCUGACCCUGUGAGCUUACUGAAGUUGCCUCCUCUUUCCCUUCUUCAGCCCUUCCUUGCCUUUUAGUCAUUUAACCAGCUUGGAUUGGCACUUACAUGGCUUUAGUCACCUGAAGAAUUUACUGGUAUCUGCUUUCAUUCUCAGUAGACACCGAAGGAUAAUCUCUGUUUGAAUCUUUUUUCUGUUGCACUUUCCUCUUCAAUGGACCUUAGAUCAGAACUGAAAAUACACUCCUCAAGAGUGUAAAUGUACAUGCAUGGAUUAGUCAGGACUUCUGAUUGCUACCUACAGGAACACUGGGAUUUUGUCCCACCACCCUUAUUAUAUCAUAGCUACUCUACUGCACGAGAUAGAGAAGAGAGUGUCAGCCCUAAAAACAUCUUUAUUAACUAGACCCAGUCAUUCCAUUUUUCUUAAUCCUCCAAUUACGUUGUACAAAGUAUGAAAAUUAUAUGCUCAAACAUUCUCCAACUAGCAUUACUUUUAAUAGUCCAAAUUGUGAGCCACUUAAAAGAUUAGGUCAGGAAUUUACACGCUUCCUUAAAGGGCCUUGCAAGCCAGACUAUCUGUCCUAAUUGCCCAACAUUGCUGUUUGUAGCAUGAAAACAUCCAUAGACAAUAUGUCAACAAUGAGUCAGGCUGUGCUAUAGUAAAUUAGAGCUUUAUUUACACAUGUGGGCCAUCACUUACCAUCUCCUACUCUAAGUAGUUAAUAAACCCAUCUCUGGAUAGUACCUUGAAUAGUCAUUAAAAAUGAGGAGUGUAUAUUAUGACAAACAUGAGAAAAUGUUACAGUGAAAACACUGCAAACUAUGAACCUGUGAGUGAAUGUGAACAUGGCUGCAAAUAGCCCCAGCAUGUAACAAGAGGAUGAUAAAGCAAGAUUAUUACCUGUGGUUAUAGUAGCAAGUGUGGCAGGGUAAAUGAAUAGGUGGCUUUCCUUCUCCAACAUUUCAGUGUUUAUUUGUAUUACUUUUCUAAUAAAAUGUUACAAAAUA
Molecule: messenger RNA, 1824 nt
Organism: Dipodomys spectabilis (banner-tailed kangaroo rat)
Lineage: Eukaryota; Metazoa; Chordata; Mammalia; Rodentia; Heteromyidae
Product: tRNA-splicing endonuclease subunit Sen15
Exons: 5
Coding region: 26-541 (171 amino acids)
Biological process (GO): tRNA splicing, via endonucleolytic cleavage and ligation
Molecular function (GO): nucleic acid binding
Source: RefSeq, a predicted model, not a curated record